AUGGAAAAAAUGAAGCGGUUUAAGAAGCGGUUGUCGUUGACUCUUCGCUCGAGUCAAACCAUCGACGAGUCUUUGUCCGAACUGGCAGAACAGAUGACCAUGGAGGAUGGAGGCACCAAGGACAAUGAGCCCUUCAUGAGGAACGGUCGCCCUCCCACAUCCCACAGCAUGCACUCCUUCCUGCACCAGUACACGGGCUCCUUCAAAAAACCACCGCUGCGACGACCUCACAGCGUCAUCGGAGGAACACUGGGCUCCUUCAUGGCCAUGCCUCGAAACGGCAGCCGAUUAGAUAUAGUGCACGAGAACCUGAAGAUGGGCUCCGAUGGGGAGAGUGACCAGGCGUCUGGGACGUCUUCAGACGAGGUCCAGUCUCCAACAGGAGUCUGUCUGCGGAGCAGGAUUCACCGACGCAUCUCCAUGGAGGACCUGAACAAGCGCCUGUCCCUGCCUGCCGACAUCCGCAUCCCUGAUGGGUACUUGGAGAAACUUCAGCUGAGCAGCCCUCCCUUCGACCAGCCGCUGAGCAGACGGUCUCGGAGAGCAUCUCUGUCGGAGAUUGGGUUUGGAAAGUUGGAGACGUACAUAAAGCUUGACAAACUUGGAGAGGGUACAUAUGCAACCGUGUUCAAAGGGCGCAGUAAACUCACAGACAACCUGGUGGCACUUAAGGAGAUCCGUCUGGAACAUGAAGAAGGAGCCCCGUGCACUGCCAUCAGAGAAGUGUCGCUACUGAAGGACUUGAAACACGCCAACAUUGUGACGUUACAUGACAUUGUCCACACAGACAAGAGCCUCACACUGGUUUUUGAAUACCUGGAUAAGGAUUUGAAGCAAUACAUGGAUGACUGUGGGAACAUAAUGAGCAUGCACAAUGUGAAGAUUUUCUUAUUUCAGAUUCUGCGGGGUUUGUCUUAUUGUCACAAAAGGAAAGUCUUGCACAGAGAUUUGAAGCCACAGAACCUGCUAAUAAACGAUCGAGGGGAGCUGAAACUGGCUGAUUUUGGUUUGGCCAGAGCAAAGUCAGUACCAACCAAAACAUACUCAAACGAAGUGGUGACUCUGUGGUACCGACCUCCAGAUGUUUUACUAGGAUCAUCGGAAUAUUCAACACAGAUCGAUAUGUGGGGUGUUGGGUGUAUUUUCUAUGAGAUGGCUGCAGGUCGGCCGUUGUUUCCUGGGUCCACAGUAGAAGACGAGCUUCACCUCAUCUUUAGGUUACUCGGCACCCCCACUGAAGAGAACUGGCCCGGAAUCUCAUCCAUCGAGGAGUUUAAAUCCUAUAAUUUUCACAAAUACAAGCCUCAGCUGAUCAUCAACCACGCUCCCAGACUCGACAGUGAAGGCACCGAGUUACUUCUCUCUUUCCUCAAAUAUGAAUCAAAGAAGAGGAUUUCUGCUGAAGAUGCGAUGAAGCAUUCGUACUUCAGGCAGCUGGGAAUGCGAGUCCACAACCUGCCAGAGAAUGUUUCCAUGUUCACGUUGAAGGAGGUGCAGCUUCAGAGAGAUCCAGGCUACAGGAACACUGCGUAUACAGACUCAAAUAACAAGAUUAACCGAAGACAGAGCAUGUUGUUUUAA
This is a messenger RNA of Knipowitschia caucasica, 1581 nucleotides long. The record is from the annotation of a GenBank genome assembly. NCBI's taxonomy places the organism in Eukaryota, Metazoa, Chordata, Actinopteri, Gobiiformes, Gobiidae.